GACGGCCCCCAAAGUGCGGGUCAUAAGUCUGCCAAGCUACAUAGAAGAAUCAUGCAAAUGUUAGAUGAUUUUUGCCUUUACGCAAUCCCAGCAUUUCAUUCACAUGGUGGUUUGAUUGACUUGUGA
This is a messenger RNA of Dentiscutata heterogama, 126 nucleotides long. The record is from the annotation of a GenBank genome assembly. NCBI's taxonomy places the organism in Eukaryota, Fungi, Glomeromycota, Glomeromycetes, Diversisporales, Gigasporaceae.